Messenger RNA from Glycine soja, 2434 nucleotides. RefSeq names its product inactive TPR repeat-containing thioredoxin TTL3-like. The record is from RefSeq and is a predicted model, not a curated record. Gene Ontology annotation, cellular component: cytoplasm. The coding region runs from base 242 to 2002 and encodes 586 amino acids. The transcript is spliced from 7 exons. Gene Ontology annotation, molecular function: protein binding. Lineage: Eukaryota; Viridiplantae; Streptophyta; Magnoliopsida; Fabales; Fabaceae.
AAAAAGAGAAAAACUCCAACCCCUCUCUUCUUACCAUUUACAGUAUCACAAUUCACUUCCUCACUUAACAAUACAAUACAAAACACACAUCACUCCAUCAAACAAAACCUCUCUUCUCUCUUCCAAUCAAAUUCGAUUCUUCUUACGUAGCAUCCAGCAUUCCCUUCAUCGUUUUCCAAUCUCCUAUAUAACCAUAGACAAAAAAACAACCUUACAAAACACAAACACAUUACAAUCAACAAUGUCCAAUACUCUGCAGCAACAUCAACAGAGUCCCGAAUCGAAGCGUCUCGAUCCGGGUUCCAACGCUCGCCGGCCUGGACACCGGAGGUCGGUAUCCGCCGGAGCUCCGUUAAUCUACUCCGGCGGAGCCACCUUACUCCCAAGCGGGAACAUUUGUCCGUCCGGGAAGAUCCUCAAACCGGGCUUGCCCUCGCGCGGGCCGAACCGGACUGAUGUGUUGGGCUCCGGCACCGUGAACUACGGCCGGGGCAGCAUAGUGCGAGGCGUCUCGGGCAAUAUUCCGGUGCCCGUGGGCGCACUGCCGCCUACGGUGAAGCCCGCGCUCAGCGGCUCCGAUCCCGAGGAGUUGAAGAGGGCUGGGAAUGAGUUGUAUAGAGGCGGGAACUUUGCGGAGGCGCUGGCAUUGUACGAUCGCGCCAUCGCCAUCUCGCCGGGAAACGCCGCAUGCCGAAGCAACCGCGCGGCGGCGCUUACGGCGCUCGGGAGGCUCGCCGAGGCCGCGAGGGAGUGCCUCGAGGCGGUGAAGCUGGACCUUGCUUAUGCCAGAGCGCACAAGAGACUUGCUUCUCUUUAUCUAAGGUUUGGACAGGUUGAGAAUUCGCGGCAGCACCUGUGUCUCUCUGGGGUUCAAGAGGAUAAGUCUGAGGAGCAGAAGCUGGUGUUGUUGGAGAAGCAUUUGAAUCGGUGCGCUGAUGCGCGGAAAGUUGGUGACUGGAAGAGGGUGCUUAGGGAAUCUGAGGCUGCCAUUGCUGUUGGAGCAGAUUUUUCGCCUCAGAUUGUAGCUUGCAAGGUGGAAGCCUAUUUAAAACUGCAUCAACUUGAAGAUGCUGAAUCAAGUCUCUCAAAUGUUCCGAAGUUGGAAGGUUGUCCUCCAGAGUGCUCUCAGACCAAGUUCUUUGGUAUGGUUGGUGAAGCCUAUGUUCCUUUUGUGUGUGCACAGGUUGAGAUGGCCUUGGGGAGGUUUGAGAAUGCUGUUGCGGCUGCAGAAAAGGCUAGCAUGUUAGAUUGCAGUAAUGUUGAAGUUGGUAGGAUUGUAAAUGUUGUGAAAAUGGUUGCAAGAGCUCGUUCAAGGGGCAAUGAACUUUUCAGCUCUGACAAGUUUUCUGAAGCUUGUUCUGCUUAUGGGGAGGGCCUUAAGUAUGACAACUCCAACUAUGUUCUAUACUGCAAUAGGGCAAUUUGUUGGUCUAAACUUGGACUAUGGGAACAAUCGGUUCAAGACUGCAGCCAAGCUCUUAACAUUCAACCAAAUUACACCAAGGCCCUUUUCCGCAGGGCUGCGUCAAACACAAAGCUUGAAAGAUGGGUAGAAGUUGUAAAAGAUUACAAGGCCUUAAAACGUGAACUGCCUAACGACAAUGAAGUUGCCGAGUCUCUUCGACAGGCUCAACUAGCAUUAGAAAAAUCUCGACAAAUGGUAUAUGGUACUAAGUUUGGAGUUGAAGUUGAACAAAUCUGUGCAUUAGAUAAAUUUAAAGCUGCAUUAGCCUCUGCAGGUGUAUCGGUAGUAUAUUUCAAAGAGGCAUCAAACGAACUAUGUGAGGAAUUAUCUCCAUUCAUAAAUACAUUGUGUGUUAGAUAUCCCUCGGUGAAAUUUAUCAAGGUGGACGUGGAGGAGUGUCUAGCAAUAGCAAAAGCUGAAAGCAUAAGAAGUGUUCCAACCUUUAAAAUUUACAAAAAUGGAGAGAAGGUGAAUGACAUUAUCCGGCCAACCCAUCAAUUAUUAGAGGACUCAGUAAGAAAAAGUAGUAGUCUCUAGAUACAAGAAUUCAUACUCAUCAUUUGCAUUCACAUGCAUGCAACUAAAAACCACAGCAAUAUUGAAGAAUGUGCUUCAAGGAUGCACCAAGCCCUGUUUAGUUCAAAUUAGGAAUUUUAACUUCCCCUGUGAUACACUCACAUGGAUACCAAUUUUUUGCCGUGCUUUUGGCAGCAAAACCUGAGAGAUAGAUUUUAGAUGGCGUUUUGAAAUCAUAUGUGUAUAUCUUUUGCCCGGCAUCUAAUGUUCUUAUUUUCUUCUAUAUAAUCAAGCUCAAAAAGUGUUGUACUUCUUCCCUCCAUAUCCUUCAUUUUGUUGCACCAGGCUUGGUAGAAAUGCUACACCAAACAUAUUAUUGUAUUAGAUUUAGAUAACCUCAAACAAAAUAAAAUAGGAAAAAAGUUUGUCCAUGUCGAUUUUGGCAGGUCUUUA